AUGGAGGCCACACAUUUCAUAGCAGACAAAUUUGCACGCACAAAGAAUAUGUUGGAAGCCAUGGCCCUUGGGAAAUUAAUCGUGAAUCACUUAUGGCUUGAGAGUUGUGGACAAGCCAAGUGUUUUAUUGACGAGAAAAAUUACAUUCUGAGGGAUAUGAAAAGGGAAAAGGAAAUAGGCUUCAACAUGCCAGUUUCUCUUGCUCGCGCAAGACAAAAACCAGUCCUCAAGGGAAAAAGAGUCUACAUCACACCGCAUAUUAAACCUGAUAAGGAAGUUAUUGCAAGUUUGGUCGCAGCUGUUCAUGGCCAGGUGGUAGAUGAAAGUGAGGUGUGUGAUGAUAUUAAUGAUUAUAGCUUAGAUGAUCUGUUGAUUCUUUCUUGUGAAGACGACUAUGCAAUAUGCCACCGUUUCCUUAAGAGAGGAAUCGCAGUUUACAGUUCAGAGCUUGUUCUCAAUGGAAUUGUAAUCCAAAAAUUGGAACUUGAGAGAGGUGCACAUGCACCGUAUAAAAUCUUUGUUCUGCAACAAAGUAACACAGAUUAA
This is a messenger RNA of Sphenostylis stenocarpa, 546 nucleotides long. The record is from the annotation of a GenBank genome assembly. NCBI's taxonomy places the organism in Eukaryota, Viridiplantae, Streptophyta, Magnoliopsida, Fabales, Fabaceae.